UUCAAGAAAUAAUAGCAGAAAUGAUAAAAACAAAUACUAUAAAUAUUCCAGAACAAACUGAAAUGAAUCAAUUUUUUAAUGAUAAUAAUCAAACUAAUUAUUCAACAGAUAAUGAAUUAGAAUAA
Messenger RNA from Cetraspora pellucida, 125 nucleotides. The record is from the annotation of a GenBank genome assembly. Lineage: Eukaryota; Fungi; Glomeromycota; Glomeromycetes; Diversisporales; Gigasporaceae.